This is a messenger RNA of Cynoglossus semilaevis (tongue sole), 1676 nucleotides long. It is a transcript of the gene dgcr6, whose product is annotated as DiGeorge syndrome critical region gene 6. NCBI's taxonomy places the organism in Eukaryota, Metazoa, Chordata, Actinopteri, Pleuronectiformes, Cynoglossidae. The coding region runs from base 438 to 1043 and encodes 201 amino acids. The record is from RefSeq and is a predicted model, not a curated record. The transcript has 5 exons.
GAAAGAGACAAACAACCAUUCAUUCCUAUGUAUCUGAUCGUCUCAAUCCUCUUAUAGACAUUUUAUGUCUGUGGGUGAAAACACCGAAAAAUGUUUGUUUUUUUGUGUCGAAUAGUGGACUUCAUAUCUUUUAUUGUGAAACCAUAAGCGCGGUGGUGGGUUGGUCAUUUUUGGGACUUGUUCUCGUAGAUCUGGUUGCUUGUUUGUCGCUCAGGAUCUGGCAACACUAGAUACUCAAAAAGUGAUUGUUAGCUCAGCUCAUACUCUAGCUUCACAUCUUAAAAGUAACAUUUACAUAAUUUCGUGGAUUAUUUAUCCUCACAGGUUUUGGUUUACUGGUUAAUAUCGUCAUAUUUACGCAAUCUUUGAAAUGGUUAUACAUUCCUACUGUUUAAAAUAGUUUAAAAGAAAAAGAGAAGAACUAUCUGCUCAUAUUGAUGUUGCCUUCAGAUACAGAGAUGGAAGGUUUCCCCGGUGUUACUUCAGGCGAUUCAACAAAACAACAAGAAAGACAUUACUACCUGUUAUCUCAACUGCAAACAUUGGUCAAAGAUUUACCAAGCUCCUUCCAGCAGCGUCUGUCCUACAACACACUAAGUGACCUGGCUCAAGCGCUCAUAGAUGGAACUGUGUAUGAGAUAGUUCAGGGGCUGUUGGACAUUCAGCAUCUGACAGAGAAGAACCUGUACAACCAGAGACAAAAACUGCACUGUGAACAUCAAGCGCUCAAACAGGACCUUGUACGAAAACACAAAGAUGCUUUGCAGAUGUGCCGGUCACACAACCUUGGGCUUCUCAAAUCAACUCACCAAACAGAACUAGAGACUUUGGAACUACGAGUGAGAGAGGAGCAAAAGAUGAUGGAUAAGAAGAUUGUAGCGGAAAUGGAUCAAAAAGUCAUUGACCAGCAGAAUACCCUGGAAAAGGCAGGCGUUCCUGGGUUUUAUAUCACCACCAAUCCUCAGGAACUGACUGUGCAGAUGAACCUGCUGGAACUGAUCCUUAAGCUUCAACAAAAGGAGUCCCAGUCAGGAAUAAUAUGAGAAGAAAGUCAAAGACACACAGGACUGGAACUGACACGGUGCUGUUAACGGACGACUGUCUGAAAUAAACUGCAGUUCACAUGGAACUGCUUUAAAAAAGAAAAACUGAAUGUUGAAUGCUCUGAUGUCAGAGGACAGUUCUCAAGUAUUUUAUUUAGAAGUACUGUAGAGGACGUCAAAAAAGAGCAACUUGCAUUAUUUUAACGCAAGCAGCAGUCAUGUGGUGAUUGUUUAUGUAUGUAAUUAUGGUACAUUUUUAAACUAAGUUCUUUACCAGAAAACACGCAGUUAAAGUAAACGUUCACUGUUAGUACUGAUCCAUGAUGUUUACUUUGUGCUAAUUAAGUAAAAGAGAGACGGGGUAAAUUCUGUUUGCGUAAAGCCGGUUGUGAACAGGCUUUUUGAAGAAUGUUUAUUUCAGGCAAAUACUGCAGUAUUAAGUAAGUAAUCAUCAUUCUUUACUUGUUGUUGCCCUGAUUAUACUGUCAUUAUAACACAGGUGAAACAUCUUUAGAAUAUCUUUGAAGCAUCCUUGUAUUUUGAGUAUUGGUAAAGGUUGAGUGUAUUCUAAUUAUUGUCACAAUCUGCAUGGAAAUUCAUUUGCAAUUAAUAAAUGACAAAUUCACAGUUGAA